Branchiostoma belcheri (Belcher's lancelet) is the source of this 3139-nucleotide messenger RNA. Its product is annotated as kelch-like protein 42. The transcript is spliced from 5 exons. Bases 749 to 2320 code for a protein of 523 amino acids. The record is from RefSeq and is a predicted model, not a curated record. Gene Ontology annotation, molecular function: protein binding. Lineage: Eukaryota; Metazoa; Chordata; Leptocardii; Amphioxiformes; Branchiostomatidae.
UGGGCUGGUAUUAGGUACGUCAAGUAUAUCUUUUGGUUGGGGUAAGACAGUCUGUAUCAGUGGGGAAAUGGAUACAGACUGGCCAAUUUGAUACUGUCUUACCCCACCAAAAGAUCUGCUUGGAGAUUACAAAGAAUGGCCCUGUGAUGCUCCCGAAAUCUUCCCAUGCCGUCUCUCGUUCCUGUGGACAACUCAGAAUGCCACCGAUUCGCAAUGACGUCCGCUCGAACUCGCACGUACACGCGCCUUGAACUUGUUACAUGGUUGUGACGAACUGCCAAAAGGUUCUCCGGGGUGAUCUGGCACGGGCCGCUAAACUCUGGCGGCGACUCCUCGACUCCUCAAGGGCGCGAAUGACGCGGAAAAGCUGUCAAUUAAGAACCCAUUAGUCAUGCUCCAUCAGUGCUGAACCCCGUUUUCCUUACUUACAACUGCCGCUGGGGGGGACGGACGUUUUACUGGCAGUGGCGACUGACUGUGUCCCAUAACCGCAUACUCGCCGGGGUUACCACAACAUUUUUACCGCGAUACCGGACCUAGCUGCGGGUCCCCCUCGCACAUAACAGUGGCCGGGAGAGGCGUGGGGACGCAGUGUUGUGGUGGUGGCACAGAAAUUACCAGCGAAUGACCGGGCAGUCCCCACAAGCUACUCUGCGAAAGGAAGGUACGCAUAAGGUUCCCAGUAGAAUGGACACUACCUGCACUUGGCCGUGACAGGCGAGCCAGCCUUCACCAUAUCUACGGAGAGAUGUUGACGAUAUCUCCGCUGGAAUGGGCCGCCGGGUGGACCAAGGACGUCGCGCUGGCCACCAGACGCGAGCUCGGCUCCAUCAUGGAUCCGGACGCGCGCGACUCGGAGAAGAAGCAACACAAGAAGACGUCGGGCGGAGGCUACGACGUGUGCUUCUUCUUCGUGAACGAGGAGUCGGACAUGACGGUGUGCGUGGAGGAGACGUCGUUCCUGGUGCACCGGCGGGUGCUGGAGGAAAACUCCGACUACUUCGCAGCGAUGUUCGAGUGCGACAUGAUGGAGAGCAGGCAGAACGUCGCGCACCUUCACGACUUCCGAGCGGAGAUCUUCGAGAGCGUCCUGGACUUUCUGUACACGUCGGAAUUCCGGCUGGACUACGGGACUCUGGAGGAAGUGUUGGAGAUGGCCAAUUUCUUACAGGUGUUGUCCCUGCUGGACCACAUAGCUGGCCUGGUGGACGAGAAAAACUGCGUGACUCUGUUCAUCAUGGCGGACAAGUACGGCAUCAGCAAGGUGACGGACGCGACCGGGAAGGUCCUGAGCGAGAACUAUCACAGAUAUCUGCAGUCCAAGGAGCUAAGCAGACUAACCAAGGAUCAGCGCGAGCGUGUCCGGCAGAGGCGGUACCGGCACAAGCCCGUGGUGGCCGCCGUGAACGCGCACUACGUCCACUACCCGGAGCCGGGCCUGCGACAGUUCCACUCGUACGACGACAAGACCGACGCCUGGUCGCGGUUCACGCACCUGCCCAGCACGGCCGGCCGGCGCGGGUUUGGUGUGGCCGUGCUGGACAACUACCUGUUCGUGGUCGGCGGCCACGCCAAGCCCAGGGACUACCCGAGGCAGUUCUACUCCACGGGCUCGAAACUGGGCGCCCUACAGAACCAAACCAUGUGCUACAACACGUUAACGGACACCUGGUCCAGCACCGCGCCCAUACAGCAAGCCCGCGCCUACUUCGGGCUGGUGCCGUGCGGAGACUUUCUGUACGCCGUGGCGGGGUUUCAGUACGACGAUCCCAUCCGCUCGGUGGAGAGGUACGACCCGAGGGACAACAGCUGGGACUUCGCGAGGGACGUUCCCGAGGGCAGGACGUGCUACGAGCCCGCCGUGGCCUGCAUGGGGGACGUCUACGUCAACUGCGAGAUCAAGUCGGACAGCGACACGUUCUGGCUGCACAGGUACAGCCCCGCUAGCAACACGUGGACGGCGAUCUCCGAGCUGCCGACCAACCGCUGGCGCCACUGCAUGGCGGCCGUCAGGGACACCGUGUACAUCCUGGGCGCGUAUCAGCCGGGUGUGGACUGUUUCAACGUGAGCUCCCAGCAGUGGUUCAGAGUCAGACUUCCUAGAGAUAUUAAAAUCCCGUACGACAGGGGCUGCGCGUGUUUGGAAGAUAAAAUGUACGUUUUAGACUGUGAGGAGACGUUGUGCCAUGACGUCCAGACGAGGAAGUGGACAGACCAGCUGUGCCAGUUCCCACUGGGCGGCUUCGGCAUCAAAGCGGUGACUUUGUACCUUCCGGAACGUAAGAAAAGGGAUGACGGUGGUGGCACAGAGUCGGAGUGAACUCAGCAAGAUCAUCAUGCCUUUGAUACUGAACUUGAACAAGACACGUUGAACUUGAACGACUAACUCAUGUCUUUGACACUGACUCAAAAAAUCGAACUCACAUUUUUUAAAGAACAAAGUUUAUUUCUGUCCUCUGUUGUGAUAGUACAAUAUACCUCGAGUCAACAGCUUUAUUGCCGAUCGUAGUUCUACCUAGAAAACUCGGAGAAUGAAAUAUUGCCAAUGAGUCACAGUGUUCAUAAAGAUUGCGUAGAAACAAAGACAGGAACGCGUUUUUAUAGUAUGGAAAAAGACAUUUACAGUACCAGCAAGACGCCGGUAUGAUGUAUUGGAAAAGAGGAAGAUAGUAUCUUACCAAGCAGGUAACGAAUGUACUUGUAUUUUAAUGCGGGGUUGAGUGGGGGGGGGGUGUAGAUGUGACACAAGAGGGCUAACGCGAACGUUAAACGUUCUGAAGAUGUUGUGCACAGAAUGUCUGUGAUUUUUGUAAAUACGCCUUCAUUAAUUGUAAAUCACGAAUUUGUACGAAUAAAGAAUAUUGUUCUUGUUAUCUUAUAUGUCUGUGAGGACACCUUACUUGUGGUUUGUUUUCGACCUUUUCGUCGGGCUACUACGCUGCCAAUUAUACUGUCUUGAAAAUUUUACAGUGUCUUGCAGCCACUAAAAGAUCUGAUUGGAGAUUACCUAUGUACUUAAGCUGCGCGAGACACACAUAGCUAAACUAGGUGUGUAGAAACUUGUACGUAUGGGCUACUGUAGGUAAUGUACUUAUCAGCCCAGACGCGAUCAUCAUCACACCAACAGUGGAACCGGUAA